This is a messenger RNA of Eublepharis macularius, 1372 nucleotides long. It is a transcript of the gene SPEGNB, whose product is annotated as SPEG neighbor. Gene Ontology annotation, molecular function: protein binding. Lineage: Eukaryota; Metazoa; Chordata; Lepidosauria; Squamata; Eublepharidae. The coding region runs from base 154 to 855 and encodes 233 amino acids. The transcript has 5 exons. Gene Ontology annotation, cellular component: plasma membrane. Gene Ontology annotation, biological process: homophilic cell-cell adhesion. The record is from RefSeq and is a predicted model, not a curated record.
GCCCCCCCUUGCCAAAGAAGGAGACGUCAAGGCAAGAAUGCAGCUGGGGAUAUGAACAGGCCUAGUAUCUCUCCUCCAGUGAUAUAAAUUUGAGAGGGAUGAAGGCCCUGUGGCCUUUUCCAUCAUAGAAGAGCUGCCUUGGUGUUACUGACGAUGGCCCCCAAGAAGCCAGCAGCCCCUCCUCCAGCAGGCUUCGCCCUGGACAUUAAUGACGCUCAGGUGCAGAAUGCUGCCAUUCGCAUCCAGGCUUCCUACCGUGGGCACAGGUCCCGCAAAGAACUGAAAGAGAAGGGCCCUCCACGAGUGUUGGAGAACCUCAAAGAUGUGAUGCUGAUUGAGGGAAGUGCGGCUAAGCUAGAAUGUCGCAUCAGUGCCUUCCCUGACCCAUUUAUCCGCUGGUCCAAAGAUAAUGUAGAGCUCAAGGAUGGGCCCAAGUACCGCUACAUCUUUGAGGACCCUGAUAUUGUAGCACUGGUAGUGCGUGACGCCGGCCUUGCUGACCUGGGCAAGUACACUAUCUCAGUGAAGAACCCCUUCGGAGAGUGUUUCGACUCAGCACGUCUCCUUGUGGAAGUACCUGCCAAGAUUGAAAAGGGCCCAGACAGCACAAAGGCUAAGAAGGGCAGCACUGUCAACCUGAUAGCCCAUAUCAGCGGGGAGCCAGCACCAGAUGUGGGCUGGGCCAAGGAUGGGGAGGAUAUUGAAGAGGAUGAUCGCGUGUACUAUAAUAUCGGCAGUGACUCAACAACUCUCACCAUCAAGAAGGUGACACCAGCAGAUGCUGGAAAGUAUGAGGUCUUCGUGGAGAACAGCCUGGGCAUGGACCAGUCCUUCGCACGUGUUGAUGUGAUUUGAGCCCCUGCCCUCCACCUGUAUGGCUCCCCCGCACAAAAAAAUCUCUCCAUGCUCACCAAAUAUGGCCCAGGGUAUCCUACUGCCAGACCCUGGAAUCUGACUGAGGAUGGAAAAUGGCACUGCCUAGCCCCUCAGAGCUGGGGAAAACCAAUGGGACCCUCAAUGGUGCUGCAGAAUUAGGGUAUCCCCCUAAGAUGAAAUAGAGUAGCCUGUUGUUUCUCUCACUGCCCCCUCAAUUCUCUCACCAAUGUAACUGCCUCAGUAGCUGCACCACGUGGUCCCUGACUCCCUGGCAAGACUUCCCCAUCCCGCCCCAGGACUGAUUCUAUUCCUUGGACCGAUGGGGUCAUGCCCAGCCAAUAGCAUUGCCACAAAUGCGUCAUGGGCAGCAGCAUGCCCUAAACACCAGCACCCCUUAAACGGUACCGCAGAGACGGUGAACCACCCCAGGAACUUCCAGACUUGUCUUGCCUGUUUUAUUGCUGUAUGAACUAAAUAAAACCACUUGAUAAGACAA